AGCUGACGGGCCUCUGUUUGCUCUGAUGAUGCAAUCGCCAAGUUGGUAAAAGAGCGGCCCGUGGCGUUCGGCCCCUUCCGAGGGCCGGGUGCUCGGCGUGCGCGGCGCCGGGAGCAGAAUGCCACGGACCGAGAGCAGAAAAGACGGCUCCGGGGACGGCAUCAGCACCGUCUCUGGCAGCAGGAACCCUCUGCAGCCCCUGGACGCCUCCUCGGAGGAGCCCUUCACCACCUACUUCGACAGCAAAAUCCCCAUCCCCGAGGAUGAGGCGCACUCGUGCUUCAGCUUCCGCAAGCUCUGGGCUUUCACCGGGCCGGGCUUCCUGAUGAGUAUCGCCUACCUGGACCCGGGCAACAUCGAGUCGGAUUUGCAGUCUGGGGCCGUCGCAGGAUUUAAGCUGCUGUGGGUGCUGCUGCUGGCGACGGUGAUCGGGCUGCUCCUGCAGCGGCUGGCCGCGCGCCUCGGCGUGGUGACGGGGCUGCAUCUCGCCGAGGUCUGCCACCGGCAGUACCAGAAGGUUCCGCGGAUCAUCCUGUGGCUCAUGGUCGAGCUCGUCAUCAUCGGCUCCGACAUGCAAGAAGUCAUCGGCUCGGCGAUUGCCAUCAACCUCCUGUCCAUGGGGAAGAUCCCGCUGUGGGGCGGCGUGCUCAUCACCAUCGCUGACACCUUUGUGUUCCUCUUCCUGGACAAAUACGGUUUGCGGAAGCUGGAGGCGUUCUUUGGCCUUCUGAUCACCAUCAUGGCGCUGACGUUCGGAUACGAGUACAUCACAGUGAAACCCGACCAGAAGAAGCUGCUGAAGGGGCUCUUCGUCCCCUACUGCCAGAACUGCGGCACGCCGCAGCUGCUGCAAGCCGUGGGCAUCGUGGGCGCCGUCAUCAUGCCCCACAACAUGUACCUGCACUCUGCCCUGGUCAAGUCCCGGCAAGUGAACCGUGCAAACAAGAAGGAGGUCCAGGAGGCUAACAAGUACUUCUUCAUCGAGUCCUGCAUAGCCCUCUUUGUCUCCUUCAUCAUCAACGUCUUCGUGGUGACCGUCUUUGCCGAGGCUUUCUUUAACAAGACGAAUGCGGAUGUGCACGAGGUCUGCGCCAACACCAGCAGCCCCCUGUCCUCCCUCUUCCCCAACAACAACGAGACGCUGGAGGUGGACAUCUACAAAGGGGGCGUCGUUUUGGGCUGUUACUUCGGCCCCGCCGCUCUCUAUAUCUGGGCAAUCGGGAUCCUCGCUGCAGGCCAGAGCUCAACCAUGACGGGGACGUACUCGGGCCAGUUUGUCAUGGAGGGCUUCCUCAAUCUGCGCUGGUCCCGCUUCGCCCGGGUGCUGCUGACCCGCUCCAUCGCCAUCACCCCCACCCUCUUCGUGGCCAUCUUUCAGGAUGUCGAGCACCUGACGGGCAUGAACGACUUCUUAAACGUCCUCAUGAGCCUCCAGCUUCCUUUCGCUUUGAUCCCGGUCCUGACGUUCACCAGCCUGCCCAGUGUCAUGAAUGACUUUGCCAAUGGACUGUUCUGGAAGAUCGGCGGCGGAGUGGUGAUCCUUCUCAUCUGCAGCAUCAACAUGUACUUCGUGGUGGCCUACGUCAGGACUCUGAACCAUCUGGGUGUGUACAUCGCGGCGGCGCUUCUCAGCGUGGCCUACCUGUCCUUCGUCACCUAUUUGACCUGGCUGUGCCUGAUCGCUCUGGGCGUCUCCUUCCUGGCCUGCGGGAAAACGCAGCAGCUGGGCUUCGCCAUGCGCCCCGAGCUCUUCCUCCUCAACAACGUCGACGCGGACUCGGUCGUGGCUCGAUGACGCCGACAGCGCAGCCAUUACCGGAGACCUCUGGUGCUGCAGGAACCCCCCCGGCAGCCGGGCUCGGCGCAGGACCGGGCAGGAUGGGGGACGGGGAGCAGAGCCCAGGCUUUGCCCCGGGGAGCUCUGCGGGGCCGGCUCCAAGCACCCAGGAAGCUCCACUUGAAGGCAUCGCCGCCGGUGGGGUCGGCGUCGUGCUUUUAGGUACCUCCAAAGUUUUUAUAUUUAA
Oxyura jamaicensis (ruddy duck) is the source of this 2024-nucleotide messenger RNA. It is a transcript of the gene SLC11A2, whose product is annotated as solute carrier family 11 member 2. The record is from RefSeq and is a predicted model, not a curated record. Gene Ontology annotation, biological process: metal ion transport. NCBI's taxonomy places the organism in Eukaryota, Metazoa, Chordata, Aves, Anseriformes, Anatidae. Gene Ontology annotation, cellular component: plasma membrane. The transcript is spliced from 16 exons. Gene Ontology annotation, molecular function: iron ion transmembrane transporter activity; manganese ion transmembrane transporter activity; cadmium ion transmembrane transporter activity. Bases 119 to 1795 code for a protein of 558 amino acids.